AAGUUGCGAUCGUUAUUUUGGAGCCAGCAUGUGCACCAACAUAGUCUACGAGUGGCUGAAGACCCUGCAGCUCCCCCAGUACGCAGAGUCCUUCGUCGAUAAUGGCUACGACGACCUGGAGGUCUGCAAGCAGAUCGGCGACCCGGACCUGGAUGCCAUCGGCGUGGCCGUGCCCCACCACCGGCGCCGAAUCCACGAAGCCGUGCGGCGGCUGAAGGAGGCGGACGAAAGGGCGGCGGGGCUCUACUUCACCCUGGAGCCGCCGCCGCCGCCCCCCGUCUCCGCCGGGCGCUGCCCCCGCCGGGCGGGGGGGCCGGAGGAGCCGCGGCGGGGGGCGGCCCCCAGGGCCCGGCCCGGCGGGCGGCGGGGGGCGGCCGGUGGCGGAGGGCUGGUCGCCUACCCCAGGCUGAAGCUGAAGAUCAUGAUCCGGGACAAGCUCGUCCGCGACGGCAUCAACCUGAGUAAACCGCCCUACUCCAACAAGGUAAGAGGGUCCCCGCCGGCCGCCGCCCCAGGAGGAGCCGUGACUGUCGGGUGUGGAGGAGUAGCGGGGCGGCUGGGCUGGAGAUGGGGGGUCCAGCACAGCCUGGUCCCGCCUCUGCCAUGUACCGGUGCUAAGUUUCUACAGUUUUGCCAAUGGCGUUUUGGAGGGGAAUAUGGUAGAGAUUGA
Vidua chalybeata is the source of this 670-nucleotide messenger RNA. It is a transcript of the gene SAMD5, whose product is annotated as sterile alpha motif domain containing 5. The record is from RefSeq and is a predicted model, not a curated record. The transcript has a single exon. The coding region runs from base 29 to 670 and encodes 213 amino acids. Lineage: Eukaryota; Metazoa; Chordata; Aves; Passeriformes; Viduidae. Gene Ontology annotation, molecular function: protein binding.